CUGACCGUUUGACUGCAGGCCUCAACAUGGCGUCCGUUUUAGGUGCGCGGUGCAGAAGUUUUCUCAAUAAAGUCCGAGUGAAUUCCCGGAUUUUAACAUCCCCAAGAAACCGAUUGAUUUUUAAUUGUAAAACUGAGCCACUACUUCCAAGGCAGUACUACCCUCUGAGAAAUCAACGUGCGUUUUACUAUGUAAAACCAAAGCAGAAGAAGGGACCGUCGCUAAAGGGAUGGCUUCUGUUUGGCGGGGGAAUGGUUGGUUUUGCGACCGCCGGCGUCAUCUAUUUAGGCCAACCAUUUGCAGAUGAGCCUGAUAAGCCUUCUAGAGACCCAUAUAAGAAUGAAUUGUUUCCACUUCAAUUUAUAUACAGAGCACGGGAUAGACUAUGGGAUUUUUAUGAGAUGUUUGUUGAACCUUCAAGUACCAAGUUAUUACCAGACCCACUACCAGAGCCUUAUAUUCAGCCACCGUACACCCUGAUACUGGAGAUGACAGAUGUACUUGUACAUCCUGAAUAUGAUAGAAAAAGUGGCUGGAGAUUUCGCAAGAGACCUGGGGUCGAAUUUUUCCUGAAUCAGCUAGCCCCUUUAUUUGAGAUCGUUGUUUUUACUCAUGAAGUUGGAUUUAGUGCUUCUCCUGUUAUUGAUGGAAUUGAUCCCCAUCAAAUGAUCAUGUACCGAUUGUUUAGAGAUGCCACAAAAUACAUAAAAGGGACACAUGUAAAGGAUUUAUCUGGUAUAAACCGUGACCUGAAGAAAGUUAUUGUUAUCGAUUGCAACAAAGCAGCCACAGAACUGAAUGAGAGAAAUGCUAUAAUCCUCAAGAAAUGGGAAGGCAACCCAGCCGAUACCACGCUAGUGGACUUGCUUCCUCUUCUUCAGACGAUUGCCACUUCAGGGGUGGAUGAUGUCCGUGCUGUCCUCGACUUCUACCGCCAAGAGGAUGACAUAGUCGCUGCAUUCAAGCGCAACCAGGCCAGGUUACGUGAGGCCGAGCAGGCCAGGUUACAAAAGCUUGAGCAGCAAAACAAACAAGGACGGUCCUGGGGUGGAAUGUUUGGGCGUGGUCUGUUUGGUAGAUCAGGAGGGGAUAAAUGAGUGCUCAGUCGAUGACUUCACUUCCGGCUUACAUGACGAACAAAUCGCCGAAUGAUCCGAAGGUACCAUAUAACAUAGGUGCUAGCAUACCCCUGGCGAUGAAUGACCAUUGGCGACAUGUUUGCCUUUAUACCAAGAUGAUGAGAGCCGAAACGAGAACGCGGACUUUUUAAAAUUCGGUAAAUUGAUGAUAACUUAAUGGAACUAUUGGUGUGUUCAUAAUUUCGUAUUACAGAGACAACUUGAGGUAACAAGCGGAUACCUAGCGUUCAUUGCGGACACGUGUACGUCUUUAAAAAAAAUACAGGAACUCCAAUGACUACAUAAGGAGAAGCUCAAUGGACACGAAAAACAGUAUGAUAAUAUAAACAUGGUUGCGAUAAAAAUAGCAUUGUUUUAAGGUGAAUACGAUCCUAUCCCAAGGAAGACUUCUCUGAAAUGUAAAAUAUGGCCCUGUCAUCCGCUAAUAAAGUAGUUUUCCCUGCC
Nematostella vectensis (starlet sea anemone) is the source of this 1583-nucleotide messenger RNA. Its product is annotated as mitochondrial import inner membrane translocase subunit TIM50. NCBI's taxonomy places the organism in Eukaryota, Metazoa, Cnidaria, Anthozoa, Actiniaria, Edwardsiidae. Gene Ontology annotation, molecular function: phosphoprotein phosphatase activity. The coding region runs from base 27 to 1097 and encodes 356 amino acids. The transcript is spliced from 10 exons. The record is from RefSeq and is a predicted model, not a curated record.